This is a messenger RNA of Nerophis lumbriciformis (worm pipefish), 750 nucleotides long. RefSeq lists its product as uncharacterized. NCBI's taxonomy places the organism in Eukaryota, Metazoa, Chordata, Actinopteri, Syngnathiformes, Syngnathidae. Gene Ontology annotation, biological process: protein phosphorylation. The record is from RefSeq and is a predicted model, not a curated record. Gene Ontology annotation, molecular function: ATP binding; protein kinase activity.
AUGAACGUGGUGCACAGAGACAUCAAGCCGGAAAACCUGCUGGUGUCGGAGUAUCCCCUUGGCACCGAGUCUCUCAAACUGGGGGACCUCGGUCUCGCAACCGUGGUGGAAGGUCCUCUGUAUACCGUGUGUGGGACGCCAACUUCAAAGGUACAGUGUAAAAGUGGACAUCUGGGCUGCGGGCGUCAUGGCUUACAUCCUCCUGUGUGGGUUCACUCCUUUCAGAAGAACACGGCGCUGGAUAAGGAGACCCUCCAGCUGCACCAGUCGGGACCUCAGAGGUCACCUGACCCCACCAUCACCCCAACCAAAUGGGAGGAAUGUUCUCCAACACACACGCUGACACCGACAGAUGUUGGAACGGCGCCCCCCAGUGGUAGCAGCGUGUCUUCCCCGCUGGACGUGUCUCCUUCAUCCACUCCCUCGUCUCCUACGGGCCUCCUCCUGUCAAACAUGUCGUCUUCCUGCCCCUCGCCUUCCCCGACCAGCGAGCGGCGUCCUCGCAGCCCGCCCUCUUCCCGUCUUCUCCCUCCACCCCGCCCGCCUCCGCCUCGCCCCCGUCACCCAGCUUUGUGGCCCUCGAAAAACGAGUCACCACGGAGCUCGUGGAAGGACUUUAGGAUGUUGUAAAACAUCAAGACUUCUAUUUGUUUUUAUUUAUUGAGAAGGACUCAAGACCGAUGAACUGUUGCCUAAUGCAGGGUUCCCAUUAUGUGAAGCAUUGUUAUUAUUUAUUAUUAUUACUAUGAA